AGGAGGCCGCCGCCGCCGGAGCCGCACUGCGCCCUCUGCUCCCGCUCCAACAGGUUCACGUUCACCAUGCUGUCCACCCUGCUGACCGUCUGCGGCCUGGUGGCCUCCGGGAUGGCCGCCUGUCCCGACAUCCCCUCCCUGGAGGUGUUCGACGUUCCUCAGUACGCCGGCCAGUGGUACGAGAUCCAGCGGUACCCGCUCAUCUCGGAGCUGGGCUCCACGUGCGCGCAGGCCAUGUACGUGGCCCAGCCGGACGGCUCCGUGCGUCUGGAGAACCGCGGCCGGCGCUCUGAUGGAUCGCUGGACUCCAUCACCGGAUCGGCCUACGCCGAGGACCCCGAGCACCCGGCCGCGCUCACCCUGCUCUUCGACGAGGGCUUCCAGGGCUCGUACAACGUGAUCCGUACCGACUACAACGCCUCUGCGCUGGUUUACUCCUGCACAAACCUGUUCGGCGCCAGGAUCGAGUACGCCUGGUUCCUGUCGCGUGAGCCCACGAUGGACCAGGCGGUUCAGGACGAGUACACUCGGAUCCUGGCUGACGCCGGCUCGGACACCAGCCAGCUGUCGGUGACGCCGCAGGACUGCGGCAGUCUCUUCUGAGCUGUAUCAGAGGGGAACGGAGGGGUAUUGGGAAGGGGAGGGAUAGUGGCAUAAAACGGUGGUGAUGCACGGAAUGCUUUUUCCAUGGGUACAACACGUAGGUGUAAGUAAAGAGUGAUCUUGUUUCUCAUUCAAUGAUCUGUGAAAUAUAUUUUAUUAAAUGUC
This is a messenger RNA of Amphibalanus amphitrite, 768 nucleotides long. RefSeq names its product apolipoprotein D-like. The record is from RefSeq and is a predicted model, not a curated record. Gene Ontology annotation, molecular function: pigment binding. Bases 67 to 603 code for a protein of 178 amino acids. The transcript is spliced from 2 exons. NCBI's taxonomy places the organism in Eukaryota, Metazoa, Arthropoda, Thecostraca, Balanomorpha, Balanidae.